AUGCAAGCUCAGGUGGAAGCUGCGUGUAAUAGAGAGCGCUACGAAGCGUCAGAGGAACGAUGCGCCAACGCCGAGAACGAGCUCGCACGUCUGCGGUCGAAGACGGAUCAGUUGAGCUCACUGAUGUUGCAGCAUCAGCACAUGCUCUCGAAAAGCGAGGCAAAGCUGGAAUCUGCAGCGUUGCGCGUACAGAGUCUCACAGUCGAAAGAGACUCGGCUGUCCGUGAGGUUGACUUCUUGCGCAAGAAUGAGGAGAAGAUCCAGCAAGAGCUGAUCACGGUGCGCUUGGACAAUACGAAUUUGCUAAAACUCAUGGAGUCGACGCGUCGCAUGGAAAGUGGGCGCGAGGAGCGUGACCGCCGUGAAGUGGAGAUUUUGUCAAAGAAAGUGACGACACUCGAGACGAAACUGCAAGAUGCAUACGAAAAGCUUGAUGCGAAGGAAGCCACUUGCGGAGCGCAAGUUCUGGCUGUUGAGAGGGAAAAGCAAGCAGCAGUGAGUGAACUAACGAAGCUUAAGGAGGCCCAUGGUCAAUUGAAAGAACAGUUUGCGCGGCUUAAAGAGCAGAAAAAAGCUUUAGACGAUAAGUUCGCUUUGCUGGAAAAGGAGGCCGCACACAUGCGUGAGCAGCUACGAAAGGGGGCAAGUGUCGCAGCUGCUGAACGCGUGGCAGCGUUGGAGGUCCAACUACGCGACGCUCAGCGCGAAGUGCAAGCGUCGCUUGUGUCACGAAAGACGCUUACCAAAAGCUUGACAAAGUACAAGGUUUUGGCUGAAGCGAGUGAAAAGAGUCUGGCGGAGUUGUCAAGCGCGAGUGAGAAAUGGAAACAAAGCGAAGCCGAGAAGAUGCAAGAGCUUGAGAAGUCCCGUGCUCAAUUGAAAGAAGAUCUGGUAAAGGCACGUGUGGACUUGAAGGAGCAUGUCAUCGAGAACAACAGCUUGCGGGAAGAGAUCGAUCGAGCCGAGAAAACGCACAAGCAAUCGGUUACACCCACAGCAAACGUCAGCUCUACUAGUGUCUUGCUACUUUGCUCGCUUCGAAACGUUCUCCUCUUCUUGCAUGCGAAAACCAUAGCGAGCUAG
This is a messenger RNA of Hyaloperonospora brassicae, 1083 nucleotides long. The record is from the annotation of a GenBank genome assembly. NCBI's taxonomy places the organism in Eukaryota, Oomycota, Peronosporomycetes, Peronosporales, Peronosporaceae.